Molecule: messenger RNA, 2441 nt
Organism: Oreochromis aureus
Lineage: Eukaryota; Metazoa; Chordata; Actinopteri; Cichliformes; Cichlidae
Gene: pgrmc2
Product: progesterone receptor membrane component 2
Exons: 3
Coding region: 170-766 (198 amino acids)
Cellular component (GO): endomembrane system; membrane
Source: RefSeq, a predicted model, not a curated record
GACACAAGGACACUGAAGAUUUUGGGGCUCCCGUGGAGCAGUCGCUUUCAUUUUUGCCUAGCCGUAACAGCAGCAGCAGCAGCAACGCUGAACCCUCGCUCAACUAGUGGUUCCCGACAGGACGUGAACGCGGCAUUGGCCAGGGGCGGGUAGGCGCUAACCGUGCAGUAUGGCGGACGAUGGAGACAGUUCGAGCGGACCAGUUGACACAAGCGGCGGGCAGGGGGCAGCGGAGGAGUCGGACGGGCUCGGCCUCGGAGGGAUGUUGCUGAAUAUCAGUAUUUUAGUUCUGGUAGCGGUGGUCUGUCUGGCGGUCUACCGACGGUGGGGCAAACGGCUAUACUCGUACGCGGCCCAGGGCGACGAGGCCUCGGCGCUUCCCAAGAUGAGGAGACGGGACUUCACUCUGGAGCAGCUGCGGGAGUACGACGGUAUCCAGAACCCCCGCAUCCUGAUGGCCGUCAACAUGAAAGUUUUCGACGUGACCAGCGGGAAAAAGUUUUACGGUAAAGAUGGUCCUUACGGCAUUUUCGCUGGCCGGGAUGCUUCGAGAGGCCUGGCCACCUUCUGCCUGGAGAAAGACAUCCUGAGGGACGAGUACGACGACUUGUCAGAUCUCAGUGCUGUACAGAUGGAGAGUGUUAGAGAGUGGGAGAUGCAAUUUAUGGAAAAGUAUGACUACGUUGGAAGGUUGCUGAAGCCGGGGGACGAGCCGUCAGAGUACACAGACGAGGAGGACAUCAAGGACCACCUGAAACACGACUGAGAGGUUCCAUCACUUCGACCAAAGCCAGGAGCCCCAAACAGCUGUGACAGGGCCCCCCCAGGCCCCCCUAGACCACUUCCUCCAUUUCCUCCUGCCCUAUUGGCCUACCUGCCACUCCCUUCUCCUGCCCCACUGGCCAAAAUCUUCACUCCUGAUUCUGCCCGGUGACAUGGCUGCUCUGGAAUGGCAGAAUUCAAGUGUAAACACCCAGACCUCCCUCUUCUCUCCAUCCCACAGAGAUCACCACCAACAGAAAGCGAUUGACUGCAAAAACCUUCGAGGAGCUUUUUUUAUCGACAGCAAACACGUCUGGGGGCGGUGAGAGGCCUCGUGCCAUUAGAUGUAUCUGAAACAAAAAUCCUAAAAUAUUUUAAUCAUUUGUCCGGGGGGAGGGGGAAAGCGUGGUCGUCAUGGUCGCCGCAGGGCAUGGGUGGAGGCUGGUCCGAGGUAGUCAGAGAAACACAUUGGUCUGAGAUGAUCAGUGGACUGGGAUGGGGAAGCGGAUUUCUCUCUUUUUAUCUUUGGUUUAGUCACAUUGCAACUGAAACUGCUUCAGCUUCGGACAGCUUAUCAAUCAAUCAUUUGAUAUAUUUUUUUUCUUUUCUUUUCUUUUCUUUUUUUUUGUGUUCAAGUCAUUGUCUCCCUUUGUUCAGAGGGCAGUGCUGUGGCCUAACCAAAGGCAAUUGGCAGGGCGUCGCAUUUUCCUGUUGUUUGUAGUGUAUGCACUACUAGUUUUCUUUGUUUGUCACCAUGUGAUUGUAUUUGUUGAGUAGCAUAGAGGGAGGGCAGGGCGGGAGGGCAAAUUUUUGUUUUGUUUUUUCUCCUUUUUUUUUCUCUUUUUUGUUUCCUUUUUAUUUUGGAUGGGAGGGGGUGGAGGGGUCAGAGGUCCUCGCCAUAUGAAACUUGUUUUGAAUCACAUCAGAUGGACUGAAUCAGUGAUCGGGAAUACAAAGGGAAGAUGACAGGGCAGUCCUAAUCAAUCGACUCAAUUGUUUACAUGCCUCACAAGCCAGCUGCAAGUCUGUAGAUUCCCCUGAAAAUGGUCCAAGUAUUAAUUGUGCCUUAUUUUGUUUGUUGUGUCAGUCCUGACCGGUCUAACAGAGGAGGCAAGCAGAAGGAUGGAGGUGUGGGCUUUUCCUAGACUCGGUCCCCCAGACUUUUAAGAAGGCAUAUGUUCUAUCAGUCGUCCAUGCACAGACUGUAAUAUUUCCCCACUUCACAAACUUUGUAAAUAGUCCGUAUGAAUUACUCAGUGUUACUGCCAUAUUUAUGUAGUUGAUGAACUCCAUAUACGUAUAAUGCUAUGUCGUAUUGGCCAAACCCCCCCUCCAUUGUUUGUUUUUUUUAUUUUUUGUUUUUCCUUCUUUGCGUUCUGAACUUCUUUUAAAUGUGGGUGAAUUUCCAAACGGGGGGAAAAUAAAAUACAAGGAGCGUUGCAGUGUGCUGCAGGGUGGGACCGGGAGCUGUUAUUGCAGAAAAUUCUUUUCAGAGCCGUUGCUUAUCCUGUAAAUAUAUCUAUCAUUUUAUUAAAGCAUGUGCAACAACAAAGUGAGCUAUGCUGAAUUCCCACCACAUCAUGUAUUUAAAUGUUGGGCGUGUGUGUGUGUGUGUCUGCGUGACAGAAGCAGGAAGGGAUUUGUUCAUGCAUAAUAAAUCAAUUUGGUUAAUAAUUGAA